Messenger RNA from Triticum dicoccoides, 919 nucleotides. RefSeq lists its product as uncharacterized. The transcript has 6 exons. Lineage: Eukaryota; Viridiplantae; Streptophyta; Magnoliopsida; Poales; Poaceae. The record is from RefSeq and is a predicted model, not a curated record. The coding region runs from base 30 to 692 and encodes 220 amino acids.
CUGCAGAGAAAAGGAGAAGAAGGGGAUGGAUGAGCAAGGAGCAGAAGGACCUGAAGAAGAAGGGCAAGGGAGGUGGGGCGAUAUGCAUGUCCAGGGAGGGUAUAGAAAACCAAUUAGUGUCGGCUGCCUUGAAGGGAGCCACAAGGAAGAGAGAGAUCAGUGUACAUGACAUGAAGAUGAUAAGGCGCCACUUCCACGAUGACAUCAACAUCACCGUGGUCUGUCUUCAAUGGCACCUGGGGCGACAUCAGAUCAUGGUAUGGUGGACGACCAGUUCCGGCAGCUGCAGUCGCUGCAGGAGGAUGGCGGCAGCGCGUCGGGCUUCGUCGCCGGGGUCGCCACCCUCUUCAUCGACGAUGCCGACUGGAUCAUCAACGACAUCGGCAGCCUGCUGGACGCCGGCGGAACCUAGCCACCACUCCCCGCCGCGCCCCUCGUUGGUUACUUGCCGUGCUCGAUUUUUCCUUCCACGGACAAUUCUGUCAUUCGCCUCUACUGCCGGUGGUCGUGCCAGUCAUGCUCCUACUGGUGCAUGGAGGGAACUCCUGUCCACCACGCCGGCGACAGGAACAUGGAAAACGCAGUCCACGGUGCCACCAAUGAACAAGGCCGAGACAAGCAUUGUAAGGAUCCCAGUUAGAAUGAUGCUUGAUCUCCUGGUAGAGCAUCUUGGGCUUCACAAGGCCAACUGAGACUCAGGCUCAAUGAGAACACAAUGAGAGUCAUCAUUCUCUCUGACACUGCUGUUCAAGACGACCGGACGUGUCCACCGCGCAUGCCCAUUACCGGUGUAUGAACAUUGCAUCCUUUAAUUUACCCUGUAUAUGAACAUUCCAUUCUUCAAAUGUGUUGUACUAUCAUUCUGGUGGCUAUGGAGAUGUGUUGUACUGUAGUUUUGGUAUCCAUUGAUGAUGUCUUG